GCUGCGGCGCGUGCGCGAGCGGUGCAGCACCGGCCGCGGGAGCAGGGAGUAUUAUGGGCUGUGGGUGCCGCUGAGCAAGAUGGAGCUGUCUGCAGUGGGCGAGCGGGUCUUCGCGGCCGAAUCCAUCAUCAAACGGCGGAUCCGAAAGGGACGCAUCGAGUACCUGGUGAAAUGGAAGGGGUGGGCCAUCAAGUACAGCACUUGGGAGCCCGAGGAGAACAUCCUGGACUCGCGGCUCAUUGCAGCCUUCGAGCAGAAGGAGAGGGAGCGUGAGCUGUAUGGGCCCAAGAAGAGGGGACCCAAACCCAAAACUUUCCUCCUGAAGGCGCGGGCCCAGGCUGAGGCCCUCCGCAUCAGCGAUGUGCACUUCUCUGUCAAGCCGAGCGCCAGCGCCUCUUCGCCCAAGCUGCACUCCAGCGCGGCCGUGCACCGGCUCAAGAAGGACAUCCGCCGCUGCCACCGCAUGUCCCGCCGCCCCCUGCCCCGCCCCGACCCCCAGGGUGGCAGCCCUGGCCUGCGCCCCCCCAUCUCACCUUUCUCCGAGACGGUGCGCAUCAUCAAUCGCAAGGUAAAGCCUCGGGAGCCCAAGCGAAACCGCAUCAUCCUCAACCUGAAGGUGAUCGACAAGGGCACGGGCGGAGGCGGCACCGGGCAGGGGGCUGGAGCCCUCGCUCGCCCCAAAGUCCCCUCGAGGAACCGCGUCAUCGGCAAGAGCAAGAAGUUCAGCGAGAGCAUCCUGCGCACCCAGAUCCGCCACAUGAAGUUCGGCACCUUCGCGCUGUACAAUAAGCCCCCGCCCGGCCCUCUGCCUCCCCAGCCAGCGGGCAAGGCCGAUGCUGCGGCCUCCCCGGGCCCUGGGCUGCUCCUGGCCGCCCCCGCUGCCCCCUACGACGCCCGCAGCUCCAGCUCCUCCGGCUGUCCUUCACCAGCACCACAGUCCUCCUCCGACCCUGACGACGCGCCCCCCAAGCUGCUCCCUGAGACCCUGAGCCCAGCUGCUCCCGACUGGCGUGAGCCCGAAGUGCUUGACCUGUCCAUCCCUCCUGAGGCCGCGGCUGCCAGCAAGCGGGUGCCUCCCGAUGUCCCUGCUGCCGCGGGCCCGGUGCUGCCCACGGCCCCCGAGCCUGCCAGUGCCGCCUCCGAGCCUGAAGCUGGGGACUGGCGCCCUGAGAUGUCACCCUGCUCCAACGUGGUGGUCACCGACGUCACCAGCAACCUUCUGACAGUCACUAUCAAGGAAUUCUGCAACCCUGAGGAUUUCGAGAAGGUGGCUACUGGGGUAGCAGGUGCCGCUGGGGGUGGUGGCAGCAGUGGGGUGAGCAAGUGAGGGGGCUCCACCAAGGAGGGGGGCUUGGGGGGGGCCCUCCUGCCCAAAGUCCUACGUUUGCUCCCGCGCCCACCCCUGCCCUCAGACACCUCUGCCUGUGCUUUGCUUGUUUCAGAUGGCUCGGUGUUGCCCCCCGGGAUGGGGCUGGGCAGUUGGAGCCCCCCGAAGCCCAGUGGGAGCAGCAGUCCUGGAACGGGUUAGGGCUGGGGUGGGGCGAGGGCACUUGGAAGUCCUCCCUCUUGCCCCUUGGCACCCUCCCUGCCCGUGUAUGGUGGGGCCUGCUGGGUGGCUCCCCCGGAGCCCCCGAACCUGGGGUUCAGCUGCCUCCUCCGCAUCCCACUCUGUCUCUCCCCAGCUUGCUUCCAGCUCUCGCACACAGCAUCUGAUUUCUCGGUGCUAACCCGGCAGCUGUGGGGCCCCUUAGGAGACCCCCUCCCAGCGGGCACGCUGUCCCUUUCCUCCCCAAACCGGAUGCCUGGGCAGGAGGGCCAGGGAUGGCAAAGCCCAGUCAGAGGUGGAGGUGAGGCCGGCCUCAGCCCCUCCCUCCACGUCAGGGAGGGUGGCAGGAGCGGGGCCAGAGGGCCAGAGGCCUGGCUCUUCCCACGAACUUUAGCACCCGACCCAAGCAGGUCCCCUUAGGCUCCACCUCGCCCCGGCUCCCUCCUCAACCCCAUCUCAGAGGUGGGAGGGACCGGUAGGGCCCUUCAGUUCUCGACCAAAGGUGCUACAAGAACCUGCUGUGGAAACUUCCAGCUGGCGUGCGCACCUGCCGCCCCACGGCGUGUUUGUGCGCGUACCCGGAUGUGCACGGGGCCCGGGCUUUCCAGGCGGCUCUGUUGAGGGUUCCUCAGGAUGGGGUUUGUCCGAGGCCCGACCUUUCCUUGCCCGGACCUGGCGCGGGUCCGAGGAGUUUGCUGUGGAGCCCCCAGGCCGAUCCCCCCAGCCCAGCUGUGCUGGGGUGCACGCCCCCACGCCGCCCUGUCCCGGGCGGCCCGCUCAACCAGCCAGGCCUUUGCUGCGGACACGGCCUGGCGGGAACCGAGGUGGAGACGGGAGGCCCCGCUCCGGCCUUGCCCUUCCUUCCUCCCCCGCGUCUGGGGGAAGGAGGAAGCCUGGAAACCACUCCCGGUGGGGGGGGUGGGGGGGGGCCUCCAGCCUCUCCCCGGCCCCCUACCUUCGCUUCUGACCGCUGAGGCUUCUCACCGCGCAGCCUGCUCGAAGCAGCCGGAGGCUCCGGAGCCCAGGGCAGCUUUCCCAGGGAGCUAGGGUGUCCAUGCCGGUGGCAGAGACCAGGGCCCCUGCUUCAGGCCAGGCCCCCUGGGAGGGCGGGCAGGCCAAAGGGGGUGACCAAAGAGGGGGCUUGUGUUCUCCAGGAGAGGGAGGGUAUGCGGGACUGGGGCGCUGUGGGGGCCGCCCGGCCGGCCAGCCCCGGGUUUCAGUCUGGCCUGGGUGGCGUGGCCCUGAGCGGGGCUCCAGGGAGCUUCCGGGCGUGUGCAGUGAGAAGUGUCUCAACUCGGAAGCAGGAUGGCGGAAGGUAGGGGGAAGCAGAAAGAGAAUCCCGUUAGGUAGCAGAUGCCUUUGUCGGAAGUACGGGAGGACUCGCUCUUCCAGAUCUCCCUGCCAGGGUGGCCCCUGCCCCCUCCGCACCCCCGGAUGUAGAACAAGGGCCCUCACAGGGUUUGGGGGGCUGGCACUCCUAGACCCCUCCCCACUCUGCCCUUUGUGUUGGCUCUGUGGCCGUCCAAGUGCCAAUUGGCUUACCCCCCAAAUAAGGGCUGGUAUUUCUCCUCUGUCCUUAGAGGGGAUUUCCCCCCUGACCCCUCACCCCAGGUGAGUGACCGCCUGGGGGCCAGUUACAGGUGUUUUUCAGAGACCAUAGAAAUGUGUUUUCCUGAGAGUCCGUGUCAUUCGUGACUUUUUUUGUAAAGAAGUUGUGUUUUCAGAGGUGAUUUUAUGACAGGAAAGUGAAAGAAUUAGUUUUGCAAAAAAACAAAAAACAAAAAAAGAGGAAAAAAAAAGAAAUAGAAAAAAAUAUUGUGGGAUUCCUACGGGGUCGGGGUGGGAGUGGGGGGGAGAGAAAGAAAUAUUUAAAGAAAAACUAGUACCGCAGUGAUUGCACAGGUGAGGUGGUGAUGUUAGGAACGGGGAUGGGCGGCCUCCCUCCUGUCCUGGGCCCAGCCCCCACACCUAGCCUCCUUCAAAGGGAAGGAUGACCGCUGGUCCCAAGGGAACUCGCCAGAGCUGCAGGGGCCAGGUGAAGGGAGCUGAGAUUUGGGGGGAUGGUGGGGGGGGUGAGUGGGAGUCCCACUGUUGCAUCCUUGGUGACUUUGUCCAGGAAAGCUGGUGAGUAGAUACAGUUGGGUUUCUCGCUCUCUUCCACUCAUUUGCCAGCUUGUUGGGUCAUCUGGUCCCUCCCUCCCCACCACCCCAAAGACCGUGACACCCCUGAGCUUCCCUGUCCAGGUAGGGGAUACAGGCUUCAGAAAGACAGGAGCUGUAGAUUCUGGGAGAAUCUUAGGUAGUGACCCUAAGAGAUUGGGAGUGCCCAUGCGGAGAAGAGAAUGCCUACCCUUUCUCUUUCCACGGGUGGGUUGCUGCCCCGACCCUCAGCCGUGCGGCCCCAUCCCAUCUCAGCACACGCGGAGGCACACAUGCACACUGCUUAGAGGUGGGCACCUCCCCUGGGAGGCCCAGGUGGGCACAGGGUCAAGAGCAGGUGGAGCUCUCCUUACCUCUCUCCCAGGGUGGCUCUGAGCGGGGACCCAUAAUCCCCCCACACACUCUUGCACGAAUCAGCCUCCUCUGGGCCCUCCCUCUCCCCUUGCUGCUUUUCCGUUUGCCUAAUUACCAAGCAGAAGUUGCAUUCUGGUUUGCUUUAUUUUUGUAUGUGAAAUACCCCCAAAGCCCAAUCUCCCAUAUUCAAUAUCAGUUGGGGCAUCGGUCCUCCCCCCUUAAUGCCACCCCUUCCCCACCCACGUGUCAUAGGAAGCAGGUGAGGUCUGGUGUCACCAGUUUGAGAUGGGAAGUUGGGACACCUCCCUGUCUCAUUCCCCUCUCUGACCCUCAGUGUGCCCUUCUGUGAAAUGGGUGUAUUGGGCUCAAGACCUCUUCAUAAAGCACUGCUGGUGUCCAGACAGCUGCUGAGGAUUCAGUGCUGGUAGAGGUCGCUGGCA
Messenger RNA from Callorhinus ursinus (northern fur seal), 4500 nucleotides. It is a transcript of the gene CBX6, whose product is annotated as chromobox 6. NCBI's taxonomy places the organism in Eukaryota, Metazoa, Chordata, Mammalia, Carnivora, Otariidae. Gene Ontology annotation, cellular component: chromatin; PRC1 complex. Gene Ontology annotation, biological process: negative regulation of transcription by RNA polymerase II. Gene Ontology annotation, molecular function: chromatin binding. The record is from RefSeq and is a predicted model, not a curated record.